AUGGCAUCCUCGCACGGGCAUGCGUCUGCAGGAUCUUCGCUGGCCGCCGCCGCCAGCGAAGACGAGCGCGAACAGCCGUCGCCAGGCUCUGCUCUUGCGGAGCAUGCGCCUGCGCAGGAGCCUGUCGGGCAAGCUGCGGGCUGUCGCGAAAGCAGAGACACGAGCAGCUCGAGCGCCGGUUGUACAGACACCUCGCGCAGCGCGGGGGCGUCGAUUCCUGUGCCUGUGCGCCGGACCUACUUGGACGAAGUCCCCGAAGAUUUAAAGUGUCCGAUUUGCUUCGACAGCGCAGUCAGCUGUCGCACCCCGUGUGCUCACUUCUUCUGCUACGCAUGCAUCAACAGCCAUAUCAACAACAGACUCCGACAGCAGCAGGCCGUCAACUGUCCGCUCUGUCGCACAGCCGUCAGCGCCACGAACCUCAUGAGCAUUGGAGGAGACAAGGUCGCCAGGGUGCGGGCGUUGCGCGUCGUCUGCGUUGGCGCCGUCAGCGGCUGCGGGGUCUCCGGCACUCUCGAGCAAGUGGAGGCUCACGAGAAUGUUUGUCCCCAUGUCCUCGUUUUUUGCUCCUUCCGCGAUCGCGGCUGCAUUGCCCCCCUCAUCAGACGCGAGGCGCCCGUCCAUGAAAAACGCUGUCGAUUCAACCCUCUCGUCCGAGCGUGUCGCCACAAUCUGUCAGGCUGCAAAGUCCGCGGCACUGAGGAGCUUCUCCUCCUACACGAGCACCGGUGCAGAUACAGAAACAUGGAAAAGUUUGUGCGAUGUCCACACUUCGAGUCUGCCGGCUGUGGGUUGUUGAUAAAGAAGAAGUACCGAGAGCGCCAUGCGGACUGCUGCGCAUUCAAACUUGUGAAGGAUGUCGAGAAUCUCUCUCCUCGCUCUCCCGCAGCGGCAGAGGCUGAGGCAGACAGUGUGCGGCGGCUGGCGAAACGUCGUCGCGCGCCAGUCCGAAACACAGAAGGAGAGAGGGAAGAAGGAGAAGAAGAGAGGGAAGGACAAGAAGAAAGACAGGUGUCUGUCGUCGCAGAGGGAGAGCGAAAGAAGUUGCGCGUCGAGGCAGAGCCGCAGGCGAGACAAGGUGCAGGAAGUGGAGGUGGCACAGAUGCCGAAGACGACGGGUCUCGGAAGGAAGAAAGUGCACUGUCCGAGCUUCAUUCAUUCCGCAUCUCCUUCGAGUGGAGAAACCAGGAAAAAGCAAUUUCCUACGAGGAUCUACGCGAGCAGUUGCGACCCUACCUUCCCAAUGUGGCGUCUGUGGAAGCCGGCAGAACAUUCGGCGAGUUUCACGCCAUCGUUGAAAAUGUUCCAGUGACGAUGCUUCGCGCCGUCGGGAUGGCAGCCGACCCUCAAAUCAGCUGCAGUCUGUUCGACUUGAAUCUGCGACUCAAGGGUAUAACAACUGUGCAGGAAGGCAUCUGGUGAAGGCGGUGAGCGAGCGUUGUCAGGCUGCGAGGAAGAACGGGAAACAACGACCCUGUGGGCGUGCGUCGGCCUGAAGAAUGUUCUGAAGAGAGGCUUGAAGCGAGAAAGCAAUCUGGAGCCAAGGAUGCGAGUAUCCAGCGAGACCCGGCGUUUGAGAGGAGGAAGUCGCGUCUACACAGAGAGCGUCCCCCUUUACGAGGCAACUAAUGAUUCCAGGAAUUUUUUGGAUCUUUUUGUUGAUUCGUGGCGACUCAAAAAUAGGGAAAGAGCUUGAAAAUCGCUGAGUUAGAGGCUCGGGGUCGAGUGAAUGGCAGCGGCAGCACGAGGAUUCGCUUUGUUGCAAAGACGGAUCCACGUCUGAAAGCCAAAAGGCAUAACAUUUGUCCGGAAAUGGCUGUGUCGUUCGGCUAUCGGGAAAAGAGAGAAGUCUCUUUUCUACGGUUUUGACCACUGAAGGCCACACCGUCUCACAGCGAGGCUCUGCAUGUUAAUCGACGAAUGCAUGCAUGUGUGUAUGUACACCUGCACGUGCAUGUAUGUGCAUGCAAUACAUGCAUUUCUGUAUCUACGUGCGUGGAUGUAUGCACGCACAUGCAAUCUAUUUAGAUAGGAAGACACAUUCGCAUGUGCAUGCAUAUUCUUUUGUACACGGUCGGGAUGUUUGGAGAGGGGGGACGUGGUAAGGUUACUGGGGGGUCACGCUCAUUGGGGACGUCUACUUCUUCGGGAAAUCUGCACUCACUAGGGACGUGCUGGCGGGCAUCGUCUCUUGCUAUCUGCCUAGGAAAGAGGCCAAGGCGUCUUCUUUGUUGUCUAGGAAGAACAAGUGCGUGUUACUCUGUACUUUUGUCAUCUUGUGAAAUUGAAGUACUCCCAGACGCACGAUGUGAACAGAUACAGUGGCACA
Molecule: messenger RNA, 2329 nt
Organism: Toxoplasma gondii ME49
Lineage: Eukaryota; Apicomplexa; Conoidasida; Eucoccidiorida; Sarcocystidae
Product: zinc finger, C3HC4 type (RING finger) domain-containing protein
Exons: 5
Coding region: 1-1422 (473 amino acids)
Molecular function (GO): metal ion binding
Source: RefSeq, a predicted model, not a curated record